AAAAAUUAACUUGAAACCUAAAGAAGAAAGCACAAAACAACUAAAAAUCGGCUUUUCCAGUAAAAAUUCCAACGAUAAACACAAAAAUUUCAGCACAGCCAAGCAAGGCAGCUAAACAUUUCCAUUAUACAUUUUGUUUUCAUUCAUUCAUUUUUUUUUUAGUUAAUCAUAACUUAUUAGUUAAAAUUAUUUACAACCAUGAACUCAUUUAUACCAGUAUUCAUAGCCAUAUUUUGUAUAUCGGAAACUAUAAGAACGGCCGCAAAUAGUAGUAAAGCUUUGAAAGUGCUUUAUGCAAUAAAUGCGGGAGGCGAUGACCAUGUCGAUAUUGAUGGUAUACACUAUGAACCUGAUCCUUCAAAGAUUGGCACGGCCUCAGAUUAUGGCAAACAUUUGCUAAUUAUAAAUCGAGUACCAGAGCAAGACGAGAUCCUCUAUAAAACAGAGCGUUAUCAUACCAGCACUUUCGGUUAUGAUAUUCCUCUGGAUGGCGAUGGCGAGUAUGCUUUGGUAUUAAAAUUUUGCGAAGUUUAUUUUACUCAACCAAAUAAAAAAAUAUUUGAUGUGGUCUUAAAUCGUCGUCAUGUUAUAGUGUCUGAAUUGGACAUAUUCGCUGAAGUGGGUCACGGCACUGCCCAUCAUGAAUACGUCUUUUUUACAGUUACCUUGGGUAAAUUAAAGUACAAGGAGGAAGUGUCUAAUGUACGCAAUAACUUGGUACGUUUGGAUUUCAUGAAGGGUCCGUACGACAAUCCGAAAAUCAACGCUUUCAUAUUAUUGAAAGGGGACGUUCAACGUAUACCACGGCUAAAGCCUUUACAUAAAGACACUUUCUAUCCAGAUAUAGAUGAUAGUGCUUCCAUUAGAGGUGCGAAUAAAAAGAAGGCCCUUAACGGCCAACAUAGAAAAUUAGUUUCCAAUGAAGAAGAUACCGAAACGGAUGAGUAUCCAAAGAAAUUACCGGCAGCGGAAAAUGAAGAAGAUAUUAACGAUGAAUUCCAUGAAUUACUUUCGAAAACAGAAAGUCCUCGUAAGCCAAGCGGUCCGCGACAACCGGACCCAUAUUCGAUGGACGAUUCUACUUUGCUUUUACCAGUAUUUAUAGCUAUUGGAGCAUUUAUUCCGUUAUUGUUUUGUUUGUGUAAACUUUAAUUUAACGAAACGUUGAAUUCCUAGUAACAAAUUGCUGCGCUCUCUACAUUUGUUCUGUACUAUCUCUUAUUUAUUUUCAUAUAUAUAUUUAUUUUUUCUUUUUUUUU
Messenger RNA from Glossina fuscipes, 1259 nucleotides. RefSeq names its product malectin-B. The coding region runs from base 199 to 1152 and encodes 317 amino acids. Gene Ontology annotation, cellular component: membrane. NCBI's taxonomy places the organism in Eukaryota, Metazoa, Arthropoda, Insecta, Diptera, Glossinidae. Gene Ontology annotation, molecular function: carbohydrate binding. The record is from RefSeq and is a predicted model, not a curated record. The transcript is spliced from 2 exons.